AUGCUUAAGCUUGUGUAUAAAGGGGAAGAGUUACUUGGGGAGGUAGAGGUAUACCCAGAAGAGUUGAACAACAAGAAAAUCUUGGAUGAGUUGAAGGACAUCAGAAUAAGCCAUUUUUCGCAAUCCAGUGAGAGGUGUCCACCUGUGGCUGUGCUUCACACCAUUAGCUCUAAUGGGGUUUGCUUCAAAAUGGAGUCAAAGUCUUCUUCUUCUUCUUCUGUUCAGGACACAUCGCCGCUCUUUCUUUUGCACUCUUCCUGUAUCAUGGAGAACAAGACUGCAGUUAUGGCCCUAGGAGGACUCUUUCGUUUAUGUGUGUGAAACGUCAGAGAAUACCGUGUGGCCCGGAAGAUAAUGGCGGAUUUGGAUGAUUUGCUCUUGGAGGCUGCAGGAAGAACAAGUUCAGGGUGGAAAAACCGGCACUCACAUCCAACUUCAAAGACGAGGCGUG
Rosa rugosa (rugosa rose) is the source of this 451-nucleotide messenger RNA. RefSeq names its product RNA polymerase II C-terminal domain phosphatase-like 1. NCBI's taxonomy places the organism in Eukaryota, Viridiplantae, Streptophyta, Magnoliopsida, Rosales, Rosaceae. The transcript is spliced from 3 exons. The coding region runs from base 1 to 321 and encodes 106 amino acids. The record is from RefSeq and is a predicted model, not a curated record.